AUGGCAUCCACAGACGGGAUCUUAUCGAUCAUAACAUCAGCCCUCUACGGCAUCCUUUUCCUCCAGUUCACUUACCGGUUCGCCCGCUCCAUCUGGUGGAUCUACUUCUUCUGCUCUCUCCUCUGCGUCUUCCGCAUCGCCGCCUUCGGACUUCGUGCGUACGUCGACGUUGGAUCCUUGAUUGUUGGGUCUUCGAAGUGGAUUUCCUACUAUAUCACUGAGGUCUCCCUCCUCAACGUCGGCGCCGUCUUUGUCAUUCUCAUCCUUGCCCGGUUGUACCAUUCGAUUUUACCCAAGAUCCGUCAUCAUGCCGGGGGUUUGCCGAGAGGAAUGUUUGAACGGACGCUUGUGGACCAUACGCGGUUGUUCCUCUUACCGAUUAUCGCACUCAUCAUCGCCAGCGGUGUCCUCUCCUCCAUGACGGACCCACACCAAGUCGAGCUCUCCGUCACUCUGCGGAAGGUAGCCGUGAUCGGAUUGAUGGUCUUUGGAUUAGUCUUCCUCUACUGCUCCUGGGUCUACCGGUCCAAGUUCCCAGAAUACCGCCGCCCAUUCACAAUCUGUUUUGUGGUGACGGUGUUGUUUAAUGUGUCGUUGGUUUAUAAGGUGGUCUUCACGUUUGGGAAUGCGGACGUUCAGGGGACGUUGUGGGCUUUCUAUGUGUUCUCGCCGUUGUUGGAGUUGGCGGCUUUGGUGGUUUUGGCGGUUGAUUUGCAGACGAUUUUCUUGGGGCAUAAACAUGAUAAAAUCCCCAAGGCAGAUACCUUGCCCAAGUAG
Messenger RNA from Linnemannia hyalina, 777 nucleotides. NCBI's taxonomy places the organism in Eukaryota, Fungi, Mortierellomycota, Mortierellomycetes, Mortierellales, Mortierellaceae. The record is from the annotation of a GenBank genome assembly.